This is a messenger RNA of Passer domesticus (house sparrow), 8050 nucleotides long. It is a transcript of the gene VIPR1, whose product is annotated as vasoactive intestinal peptide receptor 1. The transcript is spliced from 13 exons. The coding region runs from base 522 to 1775 and encodes 417 amino acids. The record is from RefSeq and is a predicted model, not a curated record. Gene Ontology annotation, biological process: cell surface receptor signaling pathway; adenylate cyclase-modulating G protein-coupled receptor signaling pathway. Gene Ontology annotation, molecular function: vasoactive intestinal polypeptide receptor activity; G protein-coupled peptide receptor activity; peptide hormone binding. NCBI's taxonomy places the organism in Eukaryota, Metazoa, Chordata, Aves, Passeriformes, Passeridae. Gene Ontology annotation, cellular component: plasma membrane.
CCUCUCCCACCUGGCACUGGGAUGAUCUCCAAGGUCCCUCCCAACCCAAAGCAUUCCAUGAUUCUGUGUUUAAACCAUUCCAUCAUUCUGUGUUCUGCUGGCAUUGUUUGGGUUUCCAAUGUGGGUUUUUCCAUCAUCUGAUCCUUCACUGGGAUCACCUGUUCCACCUGGCACUGAGAUGUUCUCCAAGGUCCUUCCCAACCCAAACCAUUCCAUGAUUCUGUGUUUGAAGCAUGGAAGAUGCUGGGGUUUUUUGGGUUUGGAAUGUGGGUGUUUCCACCACCUGACCCUUCACUGGGAUUACUUGGCACUCAGCUGUGUGCUCAGAAGUGUCAAUGGCAGGGAUGCAGCCCUGUCACAGCAUCUCUUUGUGAGCAGGAAGGUGGUGGGAGCUGUCAGAAGAAUUAAAUGUGGCCCUUGGGCUCCUGAGGAGAUGUCAGUGCUCUCCUCAGGUGGAAGAGCUGCAUGCAUGCCUGGUUUAGACAGCGUGGGCGUCCAGCACGAGACCAGAGUGCAGCAUCAUGCAGGAGAUCGAGGAGGAACGCAGCCAGUGCCUGGCAGAGCUGACCUGGGACAACCAGACCUCAGGCUGCAGGAGGCAGUGGGACAACAUCACAUGUUGGCCUGAAGCAGAGGUGGGAGAAGUCGUGGUGCGGCCAUGCCCCAAGUACUUCAGAUUCCUGACCUCCUACCUGGGAAAUGUGACCAGGAAUUGUACAAGCCAGGGCUGGUCAGAUGUGUACCCUGCACCUUACGCUGUAGCUUGUGGCUAUGAUUCCAACAGCACGCCAGGGGAAGAGCAAACGGCGUUCUACGGAACGGUCAAGACCGGCUACACCAUCGGACACACCCUGUCCCUCAUCGCCCUCACGGCUGCCAUGAUCAUUCUGUGUCUCUUCAGAAAACUACACUGUACUCGAAACUACAUUCACAUGCACCUCUUCAUGUCCUUCAUCAUGAGAGCCAUCGCAGUCUUCAUCAAGGAUGUCAUCCUGUUUGAAAGUGGGGAGUCCGAGCACUGCUUCGUGAGCUCAGUGGGCUGCAAGGCCAUGAUGGUUUUCUUCCAGUACUGUGUCAUGGCCAACUUCUUCUGGCUACUGGUGGAGGGGUUGUACCUUCACACCCUGCUGGUCAUCUCCUUCUUCUCGGAGAGGAAAUACUUCUGGUGGUACAUCCUGAUCGGCUGGGGUGCCCCCUCCGUGUUCAUCACUGCCUGGACAAUUGUCAGGAUUUACUUUUUCGAUGUUGGGUGCUGGGAAGAAAUAGUGGAAUCCCCAUUCUGGUGGAUCAUUAAAACUCCUAUUUUGGUGUCUAUUUUGGUGAACUUCAUCCUCUUCAUCUGCAUCAUCCGUAUCUUAGUCCAGAAGCUGCAUUCCCCAGAUGUUGGGCACAAUGAAACCAGCCAAUAUUCGAGGCUGGCCAAGUCCACUCUGCUGCUGAUCCCUCUCUUUGGCAUUCACUACAUCAUGUUUGCUUUCUUCCCUGACAAUUUCAAAGCAGAAGUGAAGCUGGUCUUUGAGCUCGUGGUUGGGUCAUUCCAGGGGUUUGUGGUGGCUGUUCUGUACUGCUUCCUCAAUGGAGAGGUGCAAGCUGAGCUCAAGAGGAAGUGGCGGAGGUGGCACCUGGAGCGGUUCCUGGGCUCGGACAUGAAGUACCACCACCCUUCCCUGGGCAGCAACGGCACCAACUUCAGCACCCAGAUCUCCAUGCUGACCAAGUGCUCGCCAAAGACGCGCCGCUGCUCCGGCUUCCAGGCCGAGUUCUCCCUGGUGUGAGGGGCUCCCCAGGCACUGAGCAUCCAAAGCUGAGACACGAGGAUCCCCGGGACUCAGUGAUCCCAUGACAAACCCCUGUGAAAUGACCUGCUCCACAUGAGCCAACAGAGGACACACAACUGGAAAAGCCGCUGGCAUCCAGGAUGAGAUCGGACAAGCCAAGAGGCAGAGGAACACUUUUGCUCUCCCUCUUUUCAGGCCUUUCACUCUUCAAUUUCAAGCCCUCAGGGAUUGAUAGCUCUGAGGAAUUGCCCAAGUUGCUUGAGGACAGCCUGGGAGAUGCUGGUGUGUCAUAAAUAAUGAAAUACUGGGGUAAGGGAGGGAGAGCCUUAGUCCUCAAUGGCUUUACCAGAACUGGCAUCUCUAAAACAGACAAAUUGCACUUUUUUUUUUCUAAAAAAUGAGCCAGUAAAGGAGAGACAGACGCAGGAAGCAGGGAAAAAAAACCACCAAACAUAUGAAUGUGCCAAAAUUCCUGUGAAUAAGAGGUGAUGAUACAGCACCAAAGAUGGUGCUGGGGACAUGGGGAGAAGGGACAGGAGGAACAUGAGCAGGAAUGGAGAGGCCAGCACAUGGCCCCCACGUUUUACACAGGUGGAGAUGAAUCUGCAGCACCAGGAGAGCCCCUCAGAGGAUGCCCCAGUGUGUUCUGCUAAUUCCCCACCAUCCUUGGGAGCAGGAGCUUUCCAGGAACCCUGUGGAAGAGCAGAUCACUGAGAAGGACCAGCGUGAGGACGCCCUUCUCUGCACUGUGUUGGUGACACGGUGCUUUGCUUGGUUGUGUUCCAUGAACAGGAAACUCAAUUUGCAUGUAUAAAAAUCAGGGCCAGAUGCCAAAAGCAGAGCACGGCUGUGUUUUUUCAUUCUCUUUAAGUUGUCCCAAAGAUCUCGGUGCAUGGAUGCACCCAGGAUAAUUAGGGAUCAGGGGGAAAUAAUUGGGAUGUAAUUCAUUUGCACUUGCUUAGCACACACUGUCAGGAAAGGGAAAUAUAGGGCCCUGUAAUCCUUAAUUGAGUCACAGCUGCCAUAAGGAGCCAUUCUCCAGAUGAAAAAAAUUAGUGUCACAGCAGCAGGUGAAAUUGCUUUCAUCAGAACAAGGUUGUCUCAGCACACAACUGGCACUCCAGAAGGGAGGAAGGAGUGAAGGAGCUAUUAAAUGGAUUUCUUCUUCAGCUUUUGUGGGGAGCUUUCAUCCUAUAUGAAGGCAUUGUUAGACGUUUAAGAUGUAUAUGUGCAUUUUACCUCUUUUCUGAAGGCCUGUUAGUUUCCAUCCAGGGGCAAUUCCUACUUGAAGAAUGCACAUGGAUCCCAUUAAAACCAAGGGAGUAGGGUUUUUUUAAUUCUUGUUUUCAUGGUGGAGAGGCAAAGGAGAAAUGUUAAAGCCCAGUCCUGCUCAUUUCAGGCAACCCUACAGUCCCAAACUCAAAAUACAGGGUACAGAUGUUCAUGUUUGUGUCCCACUCAGCUGCAUCGAGUGGGGUUGAAAAAGUUUUGUGCUGAGGGUGGGAAAUCCCUGCCCUUCUCAUGUGUACCCUCAGUAAUUGGGCUGCUGCCAUGCUACUGAAACAUGUCUUCGUGAAGGAGUGUCUGGGUCACCAACACAGGCACCUGGAGAGGGAGGUGGGCUCCUCUUUUAGAGCUCAGAGUCCUCAACUUACCUGCUUUAUUUCUCCAAAAUGAAAUGCAGCUCACUGGAGGGAAGCACCUGCAGCCUGGUGGGGUUGGGGGGUGUUGGCCUUAAGCAAAGGGUGCCAACAAACCACACUGAGCCCAGGAGGAGAUUUGCAGAUCCAGCUCCUUUCUGUGUCCUGACAGGGCAGAGUUCCAUGCCAUCACCAUUCCCAGAGCCUGUUAUCAGCUGAGCUGGAUGCUCCCAAAGUAUUUCUCCAGCUCUGGGAACAGCGUGGGGGGCUGGAGUCAGUAAAGGGCCAUUAGGAACUGUGAUCCACCAAGGGCAAACUUGCAGUCCUGAGUUUGCAGGGAGCCAGCUCAGAUCCUGUCACAGUGCAGCCCUGGCUACCCAGCCUGUAGGUCCUAAAACUACAGGAAGAUGUGAAAAUUCCUGAAAUUACAGUGCUGGUGACCCCAGGCUGGCCAGGUGUGAGCCAGCUUUGUUAUGGCUACUUUACACUGAGCCCACAUCAACAGUGAGGGUACAACUCUGACGUGCCAUAAAAUCAUCAAAAUGCAACUCCCUGAUUCCCAAAAUGCAGAAAAAAUAAGAGGAUGCUCAAAAUUUCCCCAAUUUUCUUGCAUUGAAGCCCUUAUGCCUUGACACCCCUCAAACAAUAUCCCAUUGAAAUCCACAAGGUUCUCAGAGGCAAGAACCUUUGAAGUGGUCCUGGUCAGAGUACAAGAAGAGUUUGGAUGAUGCUCUCAAGUCCUUGGUGUGGUUUUUGGGGUUGUCCUGUGCAGGACCAGGAGCUGGACUCGAUGAUCCUUGUGGGUCCCUUCUAACUCAGGAUAUUCCGUGAUUCUCUUUGUGUUUGGUGCUUGUGUUGCUCUGCUGAGCAUUUUCAGACCUGGAUUAGGACUCACCCAGGAAAUACUGGAGAAAUCCCACCAGUACCUCCAGUUCUUCUGCUGUGCCUGGUUCAAAGCAAGGACUUGACCUGCAUUUUCCAGGUGAAUUAUUAACUUCAAGGAAACCCAGAAUAAGCAAAGGAAAAUUCUGUCUCAGCUUCCAAGUUGAUGUAAAAUGCUUUGUCUCACUGGUUCAGAGCUUUGAAGCAAUGUCAGUCUGGGAAACAUUGGAUCCAUCAGGCUGCAAAGUCAUUCCCCCUGUUCAUCUGUCAUGAUAAUAUUUAUACACAACAAAACUGAUGGGCUGCAGAGGAACACUGCCCAAUCUUGGGAAUGCAUCCACUGAGGUGUGAACUGGAAUUUCAGGUCCCAGCCAAGCAGCAGAGGAGCUGGAGCACAGAGCUGUAGAGCAGAAGUGCAGCACCACUGCCAGCAGCCUCCUUUGUGGGAUGUGAGGGAAUCCCUUCCCAUCUGUUCCAGGCAGCCUUGCUGGGGGGAAAGCCUGUGAGCCAUCCUGUGAGACACACGGAGCAUUUUCCCUCUGGUCUUCCCUUUCCUCUCCCUGUGCUCCCUUUUCCUCUCAGUUUUCAGGAGGAAAUCUGUGUGUUUGCAGCUUUUCUUGUGUUCCAGCCCUGUGCUAACCCCUGCCAGAACCAGCCAAGUGCCAAAGACAGCCAGCAAAGGUUUGCCUUUUGGAGAUGUGACAGGGAAAAACCCCAGCUGGUUAUUUACCCUCACCACAGGCUCCUCUGCAGCCUGUCACACUCCCCACCAGGCUGUUCUGCACAGGAACAUGAAGAUGGGAUGUUCCCUAAGCUGAGGGGGCUCCUUCAAAAAGUGUGGAGUACACCAGCAUGCCAGAGCUGUGCUCCCAGGCACCCUAGUGACAAUUAUUUCAUUACUGACCAUCCAGCCACGCCUCCUCUCUGCUGUCAAGGGUGUUUGAGGGAUGAAAUGAACGUGCUGAAUGGACCCGCUGUGACAGGCAUGGCAAUGUCAGCGAUGCAGAGCUGCCAGCCCAGCUGCCUUGGCCCCGUGUUCCAGGAAAACAGAGGAGCUGGGGGUGGAAUCACUGUAUAAAGAGUGAAAUCUUCUCACUCUGAGGACGUGAGCAAUCAAGUGAAUGAUUACAUUGGGAUUGGGCCCUGUUUGACUGGCUUAGUGCAGGAAUUUGGCUGCAUAACUUGGCCUGGCCUACUCUGAUUUUCAUCCAGCUCAUCAAUAAAAUGGAAUUCAAGGACUUCACUGCAGAUGACAACGUGGAGCGAGCUGUCCUGGCCCCAUGACCUGGCCCUGUCCUGGCCCCACACAGAGCACAGAACAGAGCUCAGCACUUUUGCUGCUCCCCCAGCUCCAGCCUGACGCCAGAACUGACCCCAGCAGGGCAACUGCAUCCAUUUGCUGCAUCAAAGACCAGAGAUGUGCCUCCUGAAAGGUAUUAAAGGAGAAAAGGAGACUCAGGGCUGCCCUCAUCACUCUGCACAGCUCCUGAAAGGUGCCUGUGCUCAGCUGGGGCUGGGCUCUUUCUCCAGCAGCACUGACACAACCAGAGCACACAGCCUCCAGCUGCACCAAGGGAAAUACAGGCUGGAUAUCAGGAAAAAGUUUUUCACAGAAAGAGUGAUAAAGUUCUGGAAUGGCUGCCCGGGGAGGUGGUGCAGUCCCCAUCCCUGGGUGUGUUUAACAAAGCCUGGAUGUGGCACUGGGUGCCAGGGUUGAGUUGAGCUGUUGGGGCUGGGUUGGACUUGAUGGUCUUGAAGGUCUCUUCCAGCCUGGGGAUUCUGGGAAUUCUGUGAAAGCUUCUUCUGCCUCUGCUAAAAGGCACAGAUGUGUUUGAGGAUCAUGAAUGUGGGCUCCAAAACUCUUUAUAGAAAUAAAGCCAAAUUCUGAUCCUGCUUGCACCAAUCACCUCACUGCAGGACUACUGAAUUACACCAGCAUUAAACUGGGAUUUGCCUUCAAAAUAAUUCCUUUUUCUUCAUUCUGGAGCUGCUUACCCCCUUUUUAUAUCAGGGAUAGAGUAUGCCCCCCUGUUCUAUGCUUCAGUGAUUGAAUUAUUUAAAACUGAUAAUAAGUACAGAACAAUUAAAAUAUAAACAAUAAAUUAUUGUCAAGGUCUGGAGGUACCAGGUUCAGUGCUAACAUUAGAUUGCAGAUAUUUCUGUUCAGCUGGGACCUGUGUUGCUCUGUGACCCUCUCACAAACAGCAAGAAAUGAGAAUAUGACCCUGUUUAGAGUUUAGAAAAUAAAUUCUGUUGCAGAAUUUUAGGGGCAUUAAAAUCAAACAAGUUUUUAAAAUCAGAGUUAUGUAUGCAGGAGCAGCAGCAUUACUGUGGAAUGAAAAGGGGGAAAGGUCAGAAGAUGAAAGAUCUGAGCAUUUUGUUUUAUUUUUGGCUUGUUUGGGGUUUUUUGCUAAGAAAAAAAAGUGAUGUUUUUCUCAAGGAAAGUGUUGAUGGAGAAAAGAUAUUUUAUACAUGAACUAAUCAUCAGAUAUCCUUUUUUCUCUAUAUCCCACUGGCUUCCCAUUCAUCUCAAAAGCAAUGAGGGUCAUGUCUGUGCCACAGGCCAGAGGGAUUAAACCCAAAUCUCUGCUCCAAUCUGAUGGGAAUGCUUUCAGAGAGAAAUGCACCUGCUGAUUAAUGGAAGAUUGCUGAUAGCUUUUCAAAAGCAAAACGAAGUUCCAAAGAAAGCUCAGCAGUGAAUGAACACCACUUGGCUCCAUGACAGGGAUUGAAGGGGUUUGGGGGGAUUUUUUUUGUCUCCAUUCCUUCCAGCUUCACCCCAGGGUUUAAACAAGGGGAAAGGAAAUAUGGGGAAAGAAAAUACAAAAUAAUUUCAGACUAAAAGGUAAUCUCUCAAACUGGGAAGUGCCAAUAUGUGUCUCCAUGAAGCUUAUUUUACUCUCACCACACAGGUACAUCUUUGAUUUGGUAAAUGGACUGUGGAAACACAGGUGGACCAGAAGCAAAGUCCCUUCUCUGGCAGGUGAAUGCAGCUGUAACAGGAAAGCCCACAUAAAACAUUCCUCCUGCUGUGUCCCACUGGGUGUUUGGCACAGCCCAGGCUCCCUCCCAGCCUUGUGCUUCCCCCCCCGGCAUCUCUGCAGCCAUGAAUGUGCCAAACUCCUGGGGACAGGGAUUGCAAUCCUGAAUUCCCUGGCUCACAAUGCAAAUUUGCACUUUUCCCACCCCGGUGCUGAUGGGGCCAGCACCACGAAGCUGCUUCACUGGAGACGAACCUUGAGGAGCAGGGCUCACACACACCCACAUGCAUCCAGAAGGACUCUGCUGGCAUCAUUCAGGCACUAAACUGCUGUAAAAAGGAAAAUAUUCCAGUCCCAGACUGGCAGGUGGAGUCAGAUGUCCCAAAAUGUGGAUUUCAAUACAUUUCUUUUCAGUCAGUCAGCUUUUCAUCCCCUCUCCAAACCCAGUAUUUGCAUUUCAGUCUGAUGAGGUAUAAUUACAGUGACUGACCUUGUUAUUUCCCCUGGAGACCUGUGCAGAUGAAAAUAUGGCUUUUAAUCAGGAGUUUUUUGAGUGCACAGAUCAUCUUUUCCACCUCUUCCUGAAUGUCCUAACUUGCAUGACGUUGUCCUAUAUCCUGAAGAGCCCUGGGUUUGAAAUUCUGGUUAUUUCUAGAAUACUGUGAAAUCACAGGGGAGAAAGCAAAUAUUUGGGACUGGAGGCUACAGGUGUGUAAGGAAAAUAAUGCCCACUUGUGUGCUGAGUGCACACACAUUGGCAGCAGCAGAG